Molecule: messenger RNA, 4308 nt
Organism: Peromyscus californicus insignis
Lineage: Eukaryota; Metazoa; Chordata; Mammalia; Rodentia; Cricetidae
Gene: Ccl17
Product: C-C motif chemokine ligand 17
Exons: 4
Coding region: 3811-4122 (103 amino acids)
Biological process (GO): cellular response to interleukin-1; positive regulation of GTPase activity; immune response
Cellular component (GO): extracellular region
Molecular function (GO): CCR chemokine receptor binding; chemokine activity
Source: RefSeq, a predicted model, not a curated record
CACCCAGGCUUCUGGCCCGCUCAGCCGGAAGGAAGGGGCUGGUGGAGAAUGGGGGAGAGGAACAGGAGUGGGAGUGAGGGAAUCGGGAACUCAGCUUUGGACAUGGGGGUUGAAGAUGCCUAUUUGGUGUGUUGAGUAGGAAGCUGGAUAUUUGAGUCUGCAGUUUGUGAAAGUCGGAGUCACCGGCACAUAGAUGGCAUUUAAAAAUCAGGAACAGGCUCAGUUUGCUGGCUAUAGUCACAAAAGACACCGUAGACUUUUGAUGUCAUUGCUAUUAUUAUUUUCAUCUUGCAGAUGUAGAAACUAAGGCUCAGAGGGAGGUGACUUUGAACCCAAAGUGAAUGGUAGACUGGAGUCCCAGCCAGUACCCAGCUUACUGUUUGCUCCUAACUCCAAGGGGCACUGGCCUCGCAUCUUCCAGGAUAUUAUGCUCAAGGAGUGGACAGAUUUGGAGACAUCCUUCAGGACUGAAAGGGACAGCCACCCAGAGAUGGAAGGACAUGGGGGGCCUGUGCUGUCAGCUUUUCUGCCCCUGUGACGAACACAUGGGGGAGGCUAGUCAGAGGAGGAGGGACUAGCUUGGCUUGUGUCUUUAGUGUGUUCACUCAGGUCUGUGUGGAGUCAGAAAAGCAUGACAGAGGGACAUGAUGGAGCAAGGUUGCUUGUCUCAAGGAGGUCGGGAUACAGAGGAAGUGAUCCAGGAUACUUUUACAGGGCACAGCCCGCCCCUGUGAUCUACUUCCUUUAUGCACACCCCAUUUUCUCACAGCCCAUUUAGUUGGAAUUCAUCAGUGGAUAAACCAAAGAAUGUUAGCACCCUUGUGAGCUAAUCACCUUUCUCUUUAAUUUUUUUUAAAAUCACUGCAAAAAAUUAUUGUGUGUGUGUGUGUGUGUGUGUGUGUGAGAGAGAGAGAGAGAGAGAGAGAGAGAGAGAGAGAGAGAGAGAGGCAGAGACAGAGACAGGGACAGGGACAGAGACAGAGAGAUGUGCCACCAUGUGCCUGUGGAGGUCAGAGGACAGCUUGCUGGAGUUGGUUCUCAGCUUCUACCAUGUGGGUUCCUAGGAUCAAACUCCGGUCAUCAGGUUUGGCAGCAAGUGCCUUUAGCUACUGAGCCAAACUGCCAUGCCUGUUUAUUUUAUUUUAUGCGUAUGAAUGCUUCCUGUAUGUGUGUAUGUAUAACACUCGUAUUCCUGGUGCCCAGAAGGAGAUGUCUGGUCCCCUGGAACUGGGGAAUUACAGGUGGUUGUUGUGAGCUAACAAGUGGAUGCUGGGAACCAAAUCUGGGUCUUCUGGAAGAGCAAUAAAUGCUCUCAACUGCUGAGCCAUCUCUCCAGCAUGAACAUAUAAGCCUUUUGGGAGACAUUUCAUAUAUCCAAACCAUACAGAACCAUUUAUGGCUACUUUUUGGGGGGAGUGGGGGAAGAAGGGUUUCUCUAUUUAGUCCUGGCUGUCCUGGAACUCACUAUGUAAACCAGGCUAUCAUUGAACUCACAGAGAUCCAUCUGCCUUUACUUCCUGGGUGCUGAGAUUAAAGGCAUGUGCCACCGCCCUGGGUGAUGGUUACUUUUUGGGAGAGGAUAGCAUCUCAUUUGUAGCCUAAGCGGGUCAAUCCUCCUUCCUCAGUCUCCUGGAUACUGGGGUUAUAGGCAUGCAACACUGUAACUGUUCCACUGAUAAUCCUUAGUGAGACACCCCAUGGUCAAAGCGGGCGUGUGCAAACGUCACCAGGGGCAGGUAUGCAGGCUAGACCGCAGUGGAAGAAACUUCCCGGGAGGAAGUGGGCCCUGUGGGCUGUAUUGUGUGGGUGGUAGGGAAGAGAAUGAGGUGGUGGAGUGAGGAGGAGGUGAGGAACACUGACAGAGAAGAGCCUCUGUCUGACGAGGUGUGGGGGCUGGAGGCCUGGAAUGAGUCAAGGGCAAAGCUUCAGCCUGGGGGAUGACGGCAGGGAGGAGAGAAUGCUGCGCGUUUUUGAGGGGAAGCUGGUCGCCGUGGGAACUUGGUCCCGAGGCUGAGUGAAUCUGGAGAGGAUGGUGUUCUGCCUUCCAGGAGCAUGUUACUGGGACAGACUUCACAGAUCUGGCAGAGGAGAAGGCGAAGGAUUGGGAGAAUUCAGACAGACAAGUGAUGAGUCGGAAGAAGCAGGGGCCCAGUGGUCAGUGUCCGGCACUGCCGGUGUAGAUUAAGGAAGCCUUUGUCCAGAGGACAGAAGCUUGGAGAAGGUAACAUAAGGAGGGUAGUGGGGUGCUUGGGGUAAAAGUGAAGUCUAGAACAGAGGCCUGGGCAUGCUCCUGUGACUUGCUGGCCCUGUGCCCUGGGGUCAGUUUCUAAAUCUCUCUGAAGGGUCCCACUUUCUCAUCUGAAAAUGCAGAGGAUCCUGUGGCUGUCCUGGGGACGACUUAACCAUGAGCUGUCAUUGUUGAGUGCCUACUGGUCCAUUGUGGGAACACAGGGGUGCUCCUGUGGAGGGAGCCCCAGGGAGCCCAGGGGAAGAAUCCCACAUCCCAGAGGGAUGGAGUAUCAGGAAAGGAGGGAGCUCUCAGUGGGAGCUUGCAACAAGCAACUUCACCUCAGCUCAUUCACCUAUAGCACCUUGGUGGAGUGUCCGGCAUCGUACCCAUUGCGUAGACAGAAGGGCGAGGGUCACAAAAAUGUCCUUGACUAUACCAAUGUGAACAGAUGGAAGAGAGAGACAGGACCCAGGAAUGGCAAUGCUGAUCCCAGGGUGUCUGCUGGGUGGCCACACGACCUGGGAAGAGUAGCCUUGGAGGCCCACAUAGAGCAGCCUCCCUCCAACCACACUGCCAAGGAGCCGUCGCCUCCCAGUGGGUGGGGGGAAGUACUAGUGAGAAGGGUGGGACCACAGGAUGGAGAAGGUGGUGCUGUCAGUGAAAGAAGAAGUGGGGAGGCAUGGAGAAGGGCGUGGGUCAGGCAUAGUUCUUUACGAAGCAGGGGGAUGGGUGGGGAGGGCUCCUGGGGUCCUGUCAUGGCUGGCGUGUGUGGAUCCUCACAGGUGGUAACGGUUGCUAUUAUUAUCAAUCACUAUUGUGGCCAUUGUUUACUUCCCCUCACCUGCUUCUGGCAGAUUUUUCUGCCAGAAGUUGAGUCAACGCCAAAGCUGUGGAUGAGAAAGGAGGCCCCUCUGGGAUGAAGGAAGGUUGUGUGGUCCCAGCUACCACAGAAGCAAUUCAGCUUCUCAGGCAUGGCCACACCCCACAGGAAGCUGUGAGCUAGAUAAGAAGUCACGUCUACACCCUACCUACCCUGAACAUAUAUGCCCGGUCUCCUCACGUAAAAAGCAUUUAGCUCAGUUCUCUACCUCAUUCAAGACAGAGAGACUCCAGGGAGACUCAUGAAUAGUAGAUCACACCAAAACAAUAAGUUAAAUCCCAUAUGGUGGCUCACACCUAGGAUCCCAAUAUUUGAGAAGCUGAGGCAGGAGAAUUGUGACUUCAAGGCCAGCAGGGCGACAUUAGUGAAACUCUGAUGAUGAUGAUGAUGAUGAUGAUGAUGAUGAUGAUGAUGAUAAUUUGUUAAACUGGGCAUGGUGUUGCAUCCCUCUAAUCCUAGUACUCAAGAAGCUAAGGCUAGAGGAUUAUGAGUUCAAGACAGCCUGCACUACAUAGGAAAACAGAUAGUAAAGCAAAAUAAACAAAUAAUUGUUCUGAAGUGAAGGAGCUGAGCAUGAAUUUGCCUGCGGUUCAGAAACUGUCUGGAAGGAUUGAAGGAGGGGACAGGAGGCGGGGAAUGACCUGCAGGGAGGUUAAAUAGGUCACCUCAAUGCUGGGCACCAAGACAAGCAGAGGGACCCAUGAAGAUCUUCACCCACACUUCUGGCACCAUGAUGUCACUUCGGAUACUGCUCCUGGCUGCCCUGCUUCUGGGGACUUCUCUGCAGCAUGCCAGCGCUGCUCGAGCCACCAACGUAGGCCGAGAGUGCUGCCUGGAGUACUUCAAGGGGGCCAUUCCCAUCAGGAAGCUGGUGACAUGGUACAGGACCUCAGCCGAGUGCCCCAGGGACGCUAUUGUGUUUGUGACUGUCCAGGGCAGGUUCAUCUGUUCAGACCCCAAAGACAAGCAUGUGAAGAAGGCCAUCAGACACCUCCAAAGCCUAAGGCAGUAGCCGGUGACCUUCCCCCAGGAGCAUUUGGGGACUCCAGCACCGGUGUCCAUGACCUCAGCCCAAAGCUGCCUGCAUCCAGUGGAGACCUUAAGAGCCCAAGAAGAGCCACAGGAUGGGAGUCGCUGUCCCUUUUUAUGGACUCAAGCUACAGGCACCAAAAACCUCUGAUUAAAGUCUUCUUCCUUA